UGACAACAAAAAAUCAUUUGUGCUUCCUAGGAAUUUUCUGUGUCCACGAUUUACCAAUAGUGGUCGCAUGCGCUCUAUCGUAAAAAAUCCAUCAGCCAUAUUGGUGUGUUGUAUCGUUCGCCCAGUAAUUCCGAACUUAAAUAAGCAGAAAGUGCGUCAUGACGGAUUCUAUGAAAUUUGGUCCAGAAUGGUUGCGCAAUUUGUCGGGAGACGGUUGCAAUACCGGAGGUGGUGGUGGAGGGCCUGUGAGCCUAACUACCCCUCGUUAUCAGCUAGCGGAGCAUAGGUACGGUCGGGAGGAGAUGUUAGCUCUGUUCGAUCGCAACUACAAGCCCCCUGAACCUUUAACCAUCUUCUCAACGCUGUACGUCGAAAAGACUCAACUACCGUUGGCCCUCAUACAAAUGACAGAGGAUGAAACGCGUAUGUGGAAUGGCGGAAUAACGAGUAGCGGAGGUCGUGGUCGAGGAGGUAGUGUCGAUCGUGGAGGGCGUGGUAGAACCGGACGAGGCAGCCUGUAUUCGUCUCAUUAUUCUCGUGGUGUCAGUUUCGAUGAAGCGGGAGAUGGUCCGAGACUUGAUACACAGCCUUUUCCGGUAAGAAGCAGACCCUUUGACAGGUCACAAAGUGAGCGUAGUUGGACAGAAAGAAACGGGGUUCCUGUCCCGGGUGAAUGGAACGGGUCAACGAGCCCCAGGAAGGAGUUAGGUCGAGGAACUAGUGGGGGUUCUCUUAUGGAAGGUAAUUGGCGACGCCAUCGAGGUGGCGGGGAAGACGAUGAAGGGUGGCGCGUUGCUUCUAAUAGUCGAGGAGAAAAAUGGGUUAGAAGCAGCUGGCGCGACGGUGGUGGCUCAGAUCGUGACAGAUUGGACAGGGCUGAUGGUGAUGGAGAGGAUGGCAGAGGUAGUGGCGGUCGUUGGGAACAUAGAGGAAGUCAUAGAUCAACCCACGAUGUAUCCCAUCAUCCUCCUGCUCGUACUUCGCGAACCUGGGAACCCAAUCAUCAUGACAACCAUGAUAACCUACCUGAAUGGGCAACCGAGAACCCAAGUGAGAGCGGAGGAAGUUUCGACGCAUCGGGUGCAUUCCAUGGCGGUAUGUAUUCCGACGACGAUGAGGAUGGGAUUAUCAGUGCCGGUGGUUCGCAAGAGCAAAGAGCUCGUAAUUUGUCCGAAGGGAAUAACUCAAGUACCUCGAAGCCUAGUAAAUCCUUGUCUCAUAGCAAUAGUUUAAAUCAGGGGCAGGCAAUAAACCGUCAUGCGAGUACCGCGACCGGUACAAUGAACAGGGAAAGACCGAAAUCCCUUCAACCAUUCGAGGUUAAAGAUGGUUCUAAUGAGCAGGAGAGAAACGGUGCUUCUCCUCCAAAACCGUCCGCCAGUACACCUAAUAAUACUCCAAUGAAGGCUCCUCCAUCAUCGGCAGGUCCUAUGCCACGUAAAGUUCAAAUUUCUGCUAACGUGGAUACGACUCUUGAAAAGAGCCACGUGCAGAAUGCACAAAGUGCCAAGAUUAUAUCUGAAUCACUGAGCAAGGAAAGUCACAUGAUGGAGCCUCAGGCUGAAGCUGUGAACACAUUGCCCAAAAGUCAACAAAACCAAAUGCAAUCGGAGCAUCAGAAUGUGGGGAACAACCUGUCUGUACCGUCUGCGGCUAACGUUAGGCACAAGCCCGACGACGAUCUGGACAGAAUGAAAGAAGAAGCCGAUGCAUUAGUUGCAAAAUUAAUGGCGGAUGAAGAGAACCAUAGAGAGGAAGCUGCUAAUGUAUCCUCCUCCGUCGGCACUCAAGGACCGGCAAUGGCUGCUGGGCAAGAAAAGUGGUUUUAUCGAGAUCCGCAGGGUGAAGUCCAAGGACCGUUCCUGGCAAGUGAAAUGGCUGAGUGGUUUAAGGCUGGUUACUUUACUGCGGGGUUAAUGGUAAGAAGGACUUGCGAUAAGAGAUAUGCGAUGCUUGGUGACUUGAUGAAGAUGUGCGGCCGAGUACCGUUUGCACCUGGUCCACCGAUACCCCCGCUCAAAUUAACCGACCCGGUACUACCGUCUGUGCCACCUACUGCAGUACCAACCGGUGUACCUGGUAGUGCCUUACCAAAAGCUGGACUAGAGGAUCCGCUACUUUUACUCCAAUAUCAGCAUAUACGAUUGCUACAGAAUCAGCAGUUGCUGCUAAGGCAAAUGCGUACGUCGGCUAUCGCCAAGCUUUCCCAGUCGGAGCAUUGGGCCACUUUAAGUCCAGUCGAACAAAACCAACUUAUCGCCCAACAUGUUCUCCAGCACUCUGAUAUACCAGAUAUACCGAUAGCUGCGAAUCCUUUUGUACCGCCUAUGGCCACUCCGCCGUCGAAUCCUGUAAUGCAGUUAUUUACUCAGAUGCAACAGGCGAAAACGCAAACGGAGAAUCAUCUACCUCCAAGUAUUCAUUCAACUACUCCUACGCAUUCUGGAGUAAUCGAUCCCAUACAACAGCUUAUCCAGCAGAUGGGUGGUAUACAAAAUUUGCCGGCAGUUCAACAGCCGAACAUAAAUCCAGCACCAGCACCAGCACCAACGCCAACGCAGGAAGUCAAUCCCAUAAAGUCAUUAUUACGUCAACUUAAUGUUAAUGUCAAUGGACACCCGCAAACACCUCAGAUGGAUUCAGUCUGGCCGCAACCGUCACCUCAGAUGACACCUCAGUUUAAUGCACAGAACUGGUUGGCACAGGUUGGUCCUAUACCCGCUAUGCCUCCUGGACAGAUACCCAAUUCUCUAUGGGAUUUACAUACUAAGGAAAUGAAGACUGAACAACAAAUUUUAGAAGAGCAAAAUCUUAGGUUACAAGAAGAAAGAAAGAAGGAGGAUAUUAGAAAACAAGCAGAAUUGAAGAGACAGGCUGAAGAGGAGAAUUUGAAGAGACAGCAAGAGGAACAGCAUACAAGACAAGCAGAAGAAGCAAAACGUAAAGAAGAAGAGAAAAAACGCAAAGAGGAGGAGAAGAAGCGAAAGGAAGAGGAGAAACGCAAACAGGAAGAGGAGCAAAAGAAAAAGGAGGAAAAGAAGCGCAAGGAUGAAGAGAAGAAACGAGAAGAGAAGAGAAAGCUAGACGAGGAGAAUAAUAAGAAAAAACAAGAAGAGGAAAAGAAGAAGCGUGAUGAAGUAAAGAGGCAGGAAGAGAAGCAAAAGAAGGAAGAAGAAAAACGAAAGAAGCUUGAAGAAGAACAGAAGAAGCAAGAAGAAGAGAGAAUGAAAAAGGAAGAGGAAGCCCGUAGAAAGACUGAAGCAGAGGAACAGGCACGACGAGCUGAACAAAGACGACGAGAAGCGGAAGCUCUUAGGAAGCUUCAGGAACGUAGCAAGGCGCCCUGGGCUCAGGCUCCUCAUGCACCAGCUACAGCAACUCAUGCUUCCCUUGCUGAAAUUCAAAGACUUGAACGAGAGAAAAAGGCCGAGGAACAACGUGUCCAGCAGUUACAGCAGCAGAUAGCCCAGCAGAAAGCUGCUGAAGCUGCGCAAGAAACUUCAGCAACAGAUUCGGUUAAGCGAUUGCAGUUCAAAUGGGCUGAGAAAGCUAAUGCUGCGAGCAAGCAACUGCAAGUCAAGAGUCUAGAUCAAAUUCAACAGGAAGAGCAAGAACGUCUUGCCAAAGUAAAGCAACAGGAAAGAGAACGACAGGAGAAAACAUGUCAGAAGGAAACCAAAAAUUCUGCAUCACUUCCAUUACAAAAUGCCGGAAUUUGGAACACUGCUACCAAAUCUCUUACUUGGGCUAGCCCCGACUGUGCCAGUAGUCAAGCCUGGGUAAAACGAGAAGCAGUUUUCUGGGACGAAUUUAUUGCUCCUAAUAAAUCUACCGUCGCUGUUAAACAACCGGCAAAGCAGACGGCACCGGCCAAACCAGCAGCUAGUAUGACUCAACCACAACAGCAGCAACAGAACAACAAGGCAACCAAGAGCAAAAGCAAGAAGGAUGAGGAAGUCGUGAGGAAACUUUUCGAUCAAAAUAUUGCCAAGCCCGAUGAUUUUACACAAUGGUGCAAUAAAGCACUGAGCGGUCUUCAUGGAUUACCUGUGGAUAUUCCAACGUUUGUCGGUUUUCUUCGUGAUAUCGAAUCGGCGUACGAAGUAAAGGAAUACAUCCGCUUAUAUCUUGGCGACAGUAAACAGUGUACUGACUUCGCCAAGCAAUUCUUAGAGAAACGAAGUAAAUGGCGAUCCGCUCAGCGACCUCAAGCACAAGCUGAUGAUCUCUGCAAGCCAGCACCUGCCAUCAAUCCAAAUACAUCAACAGAGUUUCAGGAAGUAAAGGGCAAGUCCAAGAAGCCGAAGAAAGGAAAAAUGUUCAAAGUGGACAAUAGAAUUCUUGGUUUCAGUGUAACCGCUGCUCCAGAUCGCAUUAACGUGGGUGACCGUGACUACGGAGAAGGUGUUUGAAUGAAUGAGCACAAGCUCGUGUCAUUGUCAUAUGUGCCCAAGCGCGAGGAAAUCAUGCGACACUUGGUUUGUCAGAUGGUCUGUUAUUUAUUUAUUAUGACUGCCAAAUUGGAUUCUAAGGCACUCGUUUUACGAUCCAUACAAAUUUUAUAUAAGAACUCGUUCGGAGAUUUCGGCGUCUUUUAUCUGAUACCGAGGUCAACGAGGGCCUUAGAAGCUGUAAUUGUGUAGCAUUAUUUCCUCUUUGAAAUGUAUUGAAGGACAUAUUUAAAAGUUGCAUUGUACAUAAAGCCCGAACGACGACAUUCGACAGAACAAUAUCAAAUCAUUAUUACUAUUAUGAGUGAUCUUCUGUACUAGAACAAGAAAAGCUCAUCUUAUCUCUGUAUUCUUGAUCAAUAAGAUGAGUCACAUUAUUUGGAUAUUCGUAUGAAUCAGUAUGUAAUUAAUUACAAGCUAUAUAUUUAAAUAUUUGAUUUAUAUUCAAGCAAUGAGUAUUGAUAUUGAUUAUGUCGUUAGCAUGAAACUCAUAAGGUCGUUAUUUUAUAAUUAAUAAUUUCUUAUAACGUAGAAUAUCCUGCAUAUCUUGUAAAUGAUUUUAAACUGUGCGCCUACGAAUAUCCAAAUUAGUUUGCAGUUGUAUUUUCCAGGAACAUGUCAAUAUAUGCAGCACCAUCUUAUUCCUUACCAUUUGACUAAAAACAUCAGAUAAUAAUGAGCAGUUUUACGUUCCACCUUACGUAUCUUGUUUCUAAUUGUAGCUCCUUCAUUAAAUUUGCUGACAGUUCUGUGUUACUAUGUUUUAAGAGUGAGCCCUUCAACCAGUUGUAUCUAAUAGAUUACAGAGACAGUUGUAAUUUCAAUUACUUCCUUUCCAAUCCCUUAGUGAAAAAAAAAAAAAACGUUAACGCCAUAAGAAACCAGCAUGUAAGAACACCAUAAGACUACUUAAACCAAUUGCACUGAUUAUUUAUCAGAGAAUCAUUACGCAGCACCAUGUUGGUAAUGAGUUUGUUUAAUGAUUGAUAAAAACUUCCAUAUAAUAAUCGAUCUUAAGAUGGCAUCACAUUCUCUUAAAUCUGUUAACAAUUUGUAUAUGAACUUGAGACAGCAAUACUUUUUUAUAACGAAUUUAAUAAUUCUAAUCGAGAAUUUUUUUCGAGUAUGUAUUGCAUAAUCAGCAUAAUUCAAUGCACUAUUCGGUAGAUCUACAUGCACCUAACGUUUUGUUCGGAUUAAUGUUAUUAAAUUUGUUCAUAUAAAAUGCUGAGCAAUGUUAUCACGAAUAAAUUGAAGCAUUUCUUUAUCAGUAGAUUAAAUCGAUAUUACGUUAUAGUAUAUGAUGGUGAUCGAAGUACCACUAUGAACGCGUAUGUAUAUGAUAUAAUUAUUAUGUUUAAUUUCUUUGUUGAUUAUGAUGCCUACGUGAUUAAUAUUUUAUGCAAAGAUUCAUUCGACAUGUAGUUUCGUGCAUUUAUACUCAAAAUUAAAAAAUCUAGCAGUUAUUGUACUUUGAAAAAAAUACGUGUAUAUGAAAUACUUCUCUAAUAUAUUUUUGAAUUUUUGACACUGUAGGUAGGUAUUGAGUUCACUGUUAAAAAACUUGUUUGAUGUAGAUUCAAAUGUUUUAUUUUGGAGUAUCUGGCUACGAUAAAAAUGAAGGAGGCUACUGAACUACUUAAUUUUUAACAGAUUUAAGGACUCAUUCUUUCCUGAAGUUGACAGUACACAGAAUAUCUUGUAACGCACGGCUUUCCGAUUCUCUACAGUGGACAUGGAAUGUUCCAUCAGAUCUCUGAUCGUUCAUAAUAUUGUAAAAGUUGUUAAACAAGGCUCGUUGAGACUUCUGUUCAUGUUAACCGUAAAUAGGGUGGCAUUUAAUGGAAGUUCGAUGGUCCUUAAUUGAAAGAUUUAUAUAUAUAUAAAAAAUAGGAUAUUGUAUAAUAAUGCAGUGAGGAUUACAUGAACAGAAUGAUGAUUGAUAUUGUAUUAAUACUAUUAUAAUUGUAUCUAACGUGCAACAUAAAUAAAAUAAACAUUAUUAUAUUUUC
Cephus cinctus (wheat stem sawfly) is the source of this 6463-nucleotide messenger RNA. It is a transcript of the gene Gyf, whose product is annotated as GRB10-interacting GYF protein 2. The record is from RefSeq and is a predicted model, not a curated record. NCBI's taxonomy places the organism in Eukaryota, Metazoa, Arthropoda, Insecta, Hymenoptera, Cephidae. Bases 159 to 4412 code for a protein of 1417 amino acids. Gene Ontology annotation, molecular function: protein binding. The transcript has 16 exons.